Messenger RNA from Topomyia yanbarensis, 2188 nucleotides. Its product is annotated as alkaline phosphatase 4-like. The record is from RefSeq and is a predicted model, not a curated record. Lineage: Eukaryota; Metazoa; Arthropoda; Insecta; Diptera; Culicidae. The transcript has 3 exons. Gene Ontology annotation, molecular function: alkaline phosphatase activity. Bases 297 to 2000 code for a protein of 567 amino acids. Gene Ontology annotation, biological process: dephosphorylation.
UCGUUCGUUGCUUUUGUUCAGUAUUUAAGCAACCGCGUUCCAGUGAAGGUCAGUAGACCAGUACUGGGACGACAGACGAGUUCUGUAGAGUUGCAUCGAUCCCGUUAGUAGUCGAAACCGGGGCGAAAGUGCUGCUGAUCGCGCUCUUCGGAGAUGACCCACUAACAACCGCUCUCGUGCAAAGGCUAGGGAGCAGCUCAAAGCGCGCAGGUGCCAUCAGGCAGGAUCUGUUUUUGGAGAUUCGAUUUUAUUUUUAGUGUUUGACGAUCGCUACCUAUAUACAUACAAUAGAAAGUAUGAAUUCCUCGCAGGCGAAGAAUAGUUGGCGAUUAGUGUUAAGUGGUGUUUUGUGCGUACUAAUCUGUGAUAUCCAUCGGGCGACCGGGGCAGUAUUUAAGUCACCCAACAGCGAUGAUGCCAACUUCUGGCGAAACCAUGCCGAGGCCUACCUGAAGCGAGUCCUACAAUACGAUACCCACCGUCACGGUAUCGGAGCCGCAAAAAACGUCAUCAUUUUUGUCGGUGACGGGAUGGGCGUUUCGACCCUGUCCACCGGUCGCAUCCUCAAGGGUCAGAUGGCCGGUCGGUCCGGCGAGGAGGAAUCGUUAAGCUUUGAUCACUUUCCGUACACGGGUUUUUCGAAAACCUACAACACCGACAGGCAGGUGCCGGAUUCGGCUGGAACGGCAACGGCUCUGUUUACCGGUAUCAAAACCAAGUCCGGUGUCAUCGGAGUGGAUUACACGGUGACGGAAACGAACGAACUGGCGGCCAGUGUAACCAGCAUUAUGGACUGGGCUCAAGCGGCUGGGAAGCGUACCGGAAUUGUAACCACGACAAGAGUGACACAUGCGACACCGGCUGCGGCAUAUGCGCACUCUUUUAGCCGGAACUGGGAGUGUAACGCAAAGAUACCGGAUAGUAUGCAGAAUAAGACCAAAGAUAUAGCGCGGCAACUGGUGGAGAAUGCACCCGGAAAUAAGCUGAAUGUGAUUUUAGGUGGAGGCAGAAGCGAACUUGGAGUUAGUGUUGGGGAUGACACGGUCACGGAGCAAAAGAUCAACGGCUCGAUGGACAAACCAUGCAACCGAACGGAUGGUAGAAAUUUGGUAAACACGUGGUUAGAAGAUAAAAAUGGUUCGUCGGCGGCUUUCGUCUGGAACACAUCGCAACUUCUGAAUGCGGAGGUUGAUGAACUCGAUUACCUGCUCGGAUUGUUCGCCGAUGAGCACAUGUCUUACGAGACGCUUCGUGAUAAGACUGGCGGAGGGCAACCUUCUUUGUCUGAUAUGACUGAGAAAGCGAUUAGAGUCCUGAAGCGGAAGCACUCAAAUGGGUUCGUGCUGAUGGUAGAAGGUGGUAGGAUUGAUCAUGGUCAUCAUCAGAACAUUCCUCGGUUGGCGCUGGCGGAACUUGUCGAACUAGACAGAGCUGUGGAGAGAGCUUUGGGCAUGGUUAAUCUAGAGGAUACGUUGAUAAUUGUAACGGCGGAUCAUUCCCAUGCUAUGACCUUCAACGGUUAUCCCGACAGAGGCAAUGACAUUUUGGGUCUCGGUAACCGUCCGGACAAACUACCGUACGAAACCAUAACCUACGCGAAUGGACCCGGCUUUCGCUAUCAUCGGGCAAGCGAUGAUCCAGCCGAACCGAAGAGCCACGGAACAUGGAUUCCGGUGGAAACAAUGGAUCGAUCACCGAUCAGUUAUCGUCAUCUGUCCUCAUUGCCGCUGGAUGACGAAACUCACGGCGGUGAAGAUGUCGCAGUGUUCGCAGCCGGUCCCGGAUCCGGUUUGGUGCGGGGAACGUUCGAGCAGAACUACAUUGCUUACGUGAUGAGUUACGCGGGCUGUAUGGGACCGGCCAGACGAAUGAACGAAGAUUGUUCCCAUAGGUGGAGUUCCUCGGGGGCGGUAGCUUCCAAUGUCAGUGUCGGUACGGUUGCUCAACUGUUGAUCAGUUUGGCGUUCGUUGUGGUAGCUAAGAUGUUUUAUAAUUUUUAAUUCGUUUUCGGCACUAUGCUAUGUGUGUAAGUUAAAUGUAACUUAGGGUAUUUGUAUAGGAGAAUUAAAUAAAAUUGCCACGGAUACUUUGAAAGUAUAAAUAAUUUAAACAUAAAUUGUGUCACGCAUCCGCAUCUCAGCCCGGUAAAACCAAAUUAUGUGACACUCAAGCAACAAAUAAAAUUGUG